AUGUCUAAAUCGAGUAAACCAACGAAACACUCCUCAGCACGAAAGGGGAGCUCCUCCAGUCAACCUGUUGUUCCGGGUUUUCUGUUUAUCACGAACCAACUCAUCAUCAACAACCCAGAUCGGGAUUUGUAUAUGCACCAUAUCCCACCUCCUUCGCCAAAUCAAUAUGGAGGUGAAGUCCCGAGCAAAGUUAUGCGCUACCGUAAUGGGGAUGUCGCAGAAGCCCCAGACUUUUACUGGCAUCGAGACCCAAACUCUGCACCACACGGGCAACUGUUGCGAUUUGAUGGUCAAGGAGGUUACGUCUUGGAUCAUACACAUAUGAUUUACACAGCCGAGGAAUACAAAACGUUUGGAGUGGCUGCUUGCAACCCAUUGCUUCCUGUAAUGGUGGUAGAGCAUGAUCCUCUCGUUUCUACUGGGCACUGGGAUCUUUUGCGUAUAUUCCAUCCGAUAUGUCGUCCUGGUAUGUCUCAAGUUGCUACUAUCAAUAGUCCUAUGGGCAUUGGAGGUGGCCCUGUACUUUACGUUGCAGGCAGUGGUCCCAGCUGGAUGCCUGGCUUAGUACCCAGGACAUACAGAUCCCCGCGGUCCAGUGUACCACGCUCAGCAGGUCUUGGAGGAGAACUGCCCAUCAUUCUAGGACUCAUGGCGUUGAAUGCAACACGUGAUCCAAGCAAUACUUCUGUACAUAGUGUGUUUUUGGGCCACAAUCGGAUAUGGAGGCAUGGGCAAUGGGUGAGCACUGAUGCGCCUCGUGGACGUAAGUACUCGGUAUUCGACUCCCAACAGUUGCUAAUCAUGACAGAUCCCUCAACGGCUUCAGAUGAUCCCACAGGUUUCAUCGUCAAGGUGUUUCUUGACCCGGAUGACCAAUAUUCAACACCAGAGCGACUCCUCAAUUUAGAGUGGCAGAGCGCUAUUGUUCGAGAGUGA
Messenger RNA from Fusarium venenatum, 936 nucleotides. Lineage: Eukaryota; Fungi; Ascomycota; Sordariomycetes; Hypocreales; Nectriaceae. The record is from RefSeq and is a predicted model, not a curated record.